Messenger RNA from Cynara cardunculus var. scolymus (artichoke), 706 nucleotides. RefSeq names its product 60S ribosomal protein L32-1. Lineage: Eukaryota; Viridiplantae; Streptophyta; Magnoliopsida; Asterales; Asteraceae. Bases 137 to 538 code for a protein of 133 amino acids. Gene Ontology annotation, biological process: translation. Gene Ontology annotation, molecular function: structural constituent of ribosome. The record is from RefSeq and is a predicted model, not a curated record. The transcript has 4 exons. Gene Ontology annotation, cellular component: ribosome; cytosolic large ribosomal subunit.
ACGUCGGCCCAUUUACACACACCCUCGUCUCGGGUGGUAUAUCUAAAACCCUAGGGCUCUGCUUCAUUUGUUCUUCUCUCGAGUCUCGUCUGCAGCGAGAUUUUUUCCGCCGUCUCGUCUCAUUUAGCAGUAAGCAAUGGCGGUUCCCAAGCUUGAUAAGAAGAUCGUCAAGAAGCGUGUAAAGAAGUUCAAGAGGCCCCACAGUGAUUGGAAAAUAUGCGUCAAGGAAAACUGGAGAAGACCUAAGGGUAUUGAUUCCCGUGUGAGGAGAAAGUUCAAGGGGGUGACUCUUAUGCCCAAUAUUGGGUAUGGAUCAGACAAGAAGACCCGUCACUACUUGCCUAACGGUUUCAAGAAGUUUGUGGUGCACAAUGCUAAGGAGCUUGAAGUUCUUAUGAUGCACAACAGAACAUACUGUGCUGAGAUUGCACACAAUGUUUCAACCCGCAAGAGGAAGGAGAUCGUUGAGCGUGCAGCACAGUUGGAUGUUGUUGUUACCAACAAAUUGGCUAGGUUGCGUAGCCAGGAAGACGAGUAAGCCUGAUAGCAUCACAUGUCUUUGUGUGUUCUCUGUGAUGCAUUUUUAGCUUUUGAUAUACUUUCGAACCGUUUUAAUUUUGAGAUCAUGUAGUUUUGUUGCAUGGAUUAUGUUCUAGAAAUGAAUUUUGUCGAAAGAGGUUAUUUGUUCCUGAAUGUUUGUUUCUGA